Molecule: messenger RNA, 432 nt
Organism: Podarcis lilfordi (Lilford's wall lizard)
Lineage: Eukaryota; Metazoa; Chordata; Lepidosauria; Squamata; Lacertidae
Source: the annotation of a GenBank genome assembly
AUGCUGGGCUGCUCUCAAACAAAAGCCACCGGCUCCCAGCUCUGUGAACCGUUGCAGUGUAGCAGUGCUGCUAUUUUUCUCUUGUGGCUGGUCCAGGAAAGGGAUUUACUGAGGGCAAAAGUGCAGGAAGCAAGCUGGGUGCUCCCUUGGAUAAUUCCUUUCUCUCUCUGUGUGUGUGUUGCACUUCGCUCAUCAGUUCCUAGCCAAAGUUUGUGUGUGUUGCAAUUUGAUGACUUCAGGCCUUGUAGUUCCUUGGCUCCCUUUCUGGUCCUUGGAGACAUUAGCGGAAAAAUUGUUUUCGUGCCUGAGUAUGGUCCUCUGCCGCACUCUUGUCGCUGCACAUUCAGGUGGAUAUGGCUGUUUGAAAACCUGUGCUCACUACUGAAAUGGGCAGCGGGCUUUGCUUUUUCUCGCAUCUUCUGUGGUGCCUAG